Sinocyclocheilus rhinocerous is the source of this 732-nucleotide messenger RNA. RefSeq names its product UPF0587 protein C1orf123-like. Bases 53 to 535 code for a protein of 160 amino acids. Lineage: Eukaryota; Metazoa; Chordata; Actinopteri; Cypriniformes; Cyprinidae. Gene Ontology annotation, molecular function: zinc ion binding. The transcript has 8 exons. The record is from RefSeq and is a predicted model, not a curated record.
GCGCUCUUUAUACGCAAUUGGAUGACAUGCAGCAGCAGAGGCGUGGCUCAUUAUGGGGAAAUUUGGCUUGCAGUUUAAAGCCAGUUUGGGGAAUGUUACGAACGUGAGGCCGGUGGGAGAUGAUUUCCGCUGGUAUUUAAAGCUGAAGUGUGGCAAUUGUGGUGAGGUGUCGGAUAAAUGGCAGUACAUCACCUUACUGGACAGCAUGCCACUGAAAGGAGGACGAGGGAGUGCUAGCAUGGUGCAGAAGUGCAAACUGUGUUCUCGGGAAAACUCCAUAGAUAUCCUGAGGGACACAAUUACACCUUACAAUGCAGAAGACAGUGAAAGGUAUAAGACAAUUCUCCAGUUUGAGUGUCGAGGCCUGGAACCAGUCGAUUUUCAACCUCAGGCCGGUUUUGCCGCUAGCGGAGCAGAAACAUCCUCCCAGUUCCCUGAAAUCAACCUGCAAGAGAAGGACUGGACGGACUACGAUGAGAAGGCCAGUGAGUCUGUGGGGAUCUAUGAGGUCACACAUCAAUUCAUCAAGUGCUGAAAAAUGAAGAGGUCUGAUUGAAGAACAACUGAUUGGUUACUGAAUGAAGAAUGAAGUGACUGCACCACACUCUUGUUAGUCAGUGCUGAUUGGUAAAAGGCUUAUAAUGUGUGAGAUGGACAGUAAGUUUGGUUAUACGAUACUACAAUAAUAAAGUAUGGAAUGAUUGGAUAUUUUUGUGUUUAUGUGGGUUUGUC